Cinclus cinclus is the source of this 411-nucleotide messenger RNA. RefSeq names its product reprimo, TP53 dependent G2 arrest mediator homolog (gene RPRM). NCBI's taxonomy places the organism in Eukaryota, Metazoa, Chordata, Aves, Passeriformes, Cinclidae. The coding region runs from base 1 to 411 and encodes 136 amino acids. The transcript has a single exon. The record is from RefSeq and is a predicted model, not a curated record.
AUGAACGGCUCCUCGGCGGGGCUCCCGGCGGGGACGAACGGCUCGCUGGGGAUUCCCGGAGGGAUGAACGGCUCUCUGGGGAUUCCCGGAGGGAUGAACGGCUCCUCGGCGGCGGCGGGGCUGCUGGCGGGGGCCGGGGGCGCGGCGCUGGAGCUGGAGCGGGCGCUGCGCUGCUGCACCGCCGCCUCCGUGGUGACCGACGGCAGCGGCGCGGCGGGGGACGAGCGCAGCCUGUACAUCAUGCGAGUGGUGCAGAUCGCCGUCAUGUGCGUGCUGGCCCUCACCGUGGUGUUCGGCAUCUUCUUCCUCGGCUGCAACCUCCUCAUCAAGUCCGAGGGCAUGAUCAACUUUCUGGUCAAGGAGCGCCGCCCGUCCAAGGAGGUGGAGGCGGUGGUGGUGGGGCCGUACUGA